AUGGCGGGAAACGACCGUCUAGGGGACGCAACGCCGAGCCAAUCUUCAGAUUUGAUAGGUCGUUUAAGAGGUGUCGCGGAAAAGCACCUCAAAGAUAUCGAGGAAGAAAGACUGCAAGAGGAAAAGGACGAAGUGAAGAGGAUACAAGAGCUGGAGCACUAUUCGAAGCACAAGAAGCAGGGGAAGCAGGGAAUGCCAAAUACGCCCAUCGAGGUGUCAGUCCCCAAAAUGAGAUCAGCCCAAGAUGUCCUCAAGCGGCUCCAAUGGGAUACUGAUCUUGACAUGUCAAGAUACAUCAUUGGCUAUCUGGAACGGUUCGCCGGUAUCAAGGAACUCGCCGCGACCCAUUGGAUCUCCGAGGUCACCGAGGAAGACUGGAUUCCCCAGCAUCGCAUUAAAUACUUCAAACGGGUGUCUGAGAAUGGGGAGGCUGAGAUUGUCUGGGACCGCGAAAAGCGAAUCGACAAGAUCUUCGGCAGUGGCUUGAAAGAGGACGAUGAGACGGUGGAUGUUAAUUCCGAGGAUGGCGGUGUCAGUCUCCUACCGCAAUAG
This is a messenger RNA of Fonsecaea pedrosoi CBS 271.37, 552 nucleotides long. RefSeq lists its product as uncharacterized. NCBI's taxonomy places the organism in Eukaryota, Fungi, Ascomycota, Eurotiomycetes, Chaetothyriales, Herpotrichiellaceae. The record is from RefSeq and is a predicted model, not a curated record. The transcript has 2 exons. The coding region runs from base 1 to 552 and encodes 183 amino acids.